UAACACACACUCACACAUAUAUAUACACACACACUUAUACACACACACACUUGCAGGACGCGGCACACUUUGAUAACGGGACUGUAGUGACGUGAUUAUUAUUAUUAUUAUUAUUAUUAUCAUCAUUAUUUGAUCAUAAAAAGUUUCUGAUCUGCGCGUGCCGGUUUGUUUACGUUCUUGGAGUUCUGACAGCGCGAGACGCGUUUGUAUCUAUUACACAUAUAGGAUAUAUAUAUUUCUAUAUCAGGACUCGUUAAAACCAUGGCGGAAACGGCAGCGGCUCCGGCAGCGGCUAAAGCCAAGAAGGCGAAAUCACCGAAGAAAGCGACGUCGCACCCGAAAUACUCGGACAUGAUCCAGGCGGCGGUGGUGGCGGAUAAAAGUCGCGGCGGCGCGUCGCGUCAGUCCAUCCAGAAGUACGUGAAGAGCCACUACAAAGUGGGAGACAACGCCGACGCGCAGAUUAAACUGGCGCUCAAGAGGCUCGUCGCCACCGGGUUCCUGCGCCACACCAAAGGCAUCGGAGCCUCGGGCUCUUUCAAGCUCGCCAAAGCCGAGGAGCCGACCACGACGAAGAAGAAGCCGACCACGACGAAGAAGCCGCCGACGUCGGCAGCGGCGAAGAAGAAACCCAAAGCCGCCGUGAAAGCCAAGAAACCCAAAGCCGCAGCCGCCAAACCCAAGAAAGCUCCCAAACCCAAAAAAGUGGCCGCCAAGUCCCCGGGCAAGGCGAAGAAGAGCAGAGCAGCGGCGAGCGAGAAGAAAGUGAAUAAAAAGACAGCGGCGGCGGCGGAGAGGAAGAAGAAGUCUCCGGUGAAGGUCAAGAAGGCGGUGAAGAAACCGAAAACAGCCGCCAAGCAGAAGAAGGUGAAGACUGCGGCCAAGAAACCCAAAGCCAAGACGGCGAGCAAGAAAGCGGCGAAGAAGAAGUGACUUCAAAGAGAACAAAGUUAGCCCAAUGACAUGGACUCAAAAAAAAAAACACACACACACACAAACCUGUAAAUAGACUUUUUUGAGGAUGUUUUUUGGCCUAUUAUUAUUAUUAGUAGUAGUAAUGUUAGUCUGUUAGGAUGUAAGCUCUUUGUGGCGACCUGAAUUUUUUUUUUUAAAAAAUGCUUUUUUUUUUUUUUUAUACACUUCCUGCCGUCACCUAUUGCACUAUUGGACUUGAUGAAAGGAGCUAAAACUACACUCAAAUACAUGCUUUUUAAUCAUUAUUAUUAUCAUUUUGAAUAAAUAAAUGCCUUUUCUUGACGGUGGAGCAUCAGAUGAAGGAGGUCUUAACACUAAUCAUGUUUGUCAGGUUGUUGUAAACUACAUUAGCAUAUAUUCGUGUAAUAAUAACAACUUGUUCGGACACAUUUAUACUGUACAACAAUAAACUUUUCUCCUCUUUUAAA
Messenger RNA from Ictalurus furcatus (blue catfish), 1403 nucleotides. Its product is annotated as histone H1.0. Gene Ontology annotation, biological process: nucleosome assembly; negative regulation of DNA recombination; chromosome condensation. The transcript has a single exon. Gene Ontology annotation, molecular function: double-stranded DNA binding; structural constituent of chromatin; nucleosomal DNA binding. Bases 262 to 933 code for a protein of 223 amino acids. The record is from RefSeq and is a predicted model, not a curated record. NCBI's taxonomy places the organism in Eukaryota, Metazoa, Chordata, Actinopteri, Siluriformes, Ictaluridae. Gene Ontology annotation, cellular component: nucleosome; nucleus.